CCACUGGGAGCGUGUUUGUGACGUAACCGGCCGAAGUGCGCGUGUGUGAGAUAAGUCAGAACGUAUAUCCUGUAAUUACUAUCGGAAGAUGUGUGAUUUAUUUAUUUUUUCUAGAUAGUGCUUUUAGUUAGCAACGACCUUCACUUUGGUGAUCCUUCAAACACGCAUUACACAUAAAUAGGCUUAAGAAAAGGGGCGAAACGAACAAGGUUCGUUCUCUCUCUCUCUCGUGCCAUGCGCGUGGAUGUCCUUCAACGUGCUGGGCAUACGAAACACAGCAACUUACCCAUACGUUACGAAUACACCAUAGAUGAUACCUCUCAUCAGAGAAGACGAAAACAGUUCGGCGGAUGACUGUGUCUGUUACUCAACGCUGUCACUUUACAUCAGAAUAUACCGUGCUGCGAUGCUACUGAGCGGGGGAUGAUUCACCCCCAGUUUUGCACGAGGUAGAUCCCUAUCUGAAUACAGUGUUUUUAAGGAGGAGCCAAGAUUAUGAAUAAGACUCUAUUCUGAGUGAGCCAAACAGUAUCGAAGCCUGGGUGACGCAUAUAGCGAUGUGUAAGGCUUAGCCAGCCUGCCAGGGAGACAUUCCAACCCUCAACGCUGGCAAUACGCUGUACUAAGUUUGCUAUUAGAUAAAUACUUGCCAAAAGUGUCUGAAGUCGUUGUGAAAGUUGGGCUCUUAGGAAGCACUCAGUUCUCAGUAGAAGGUUUGGAAAGGAAACAGACAGAUGAAGGCAGCUUUAGCAGGCGUGUUCAAAGGGUUAGGCCCGGGGAAGUCUAGAAAUAAGAUGUCUGACUUCCCGGCGGAAAGUGGUGAAGAAAAAACAAUGUCUGCGAAUGGAGACGUGUCCUCUUUAGUCGAUAACUUCAACAAGGCUUCCACAGUAUUGAACAGGAUGAACAGUUCGUCGUCGAUGACCACAACGGCAUCUUUUACCAGCAGCACAGAAAAACUGAGUUCCAGUUCAGCCUAUUCAAGCAAAGAGAAGCUUUGUACGAAUUCUUCCUCCGCCCAGAUGUUGAAGAGUAGCAGCACCACGGCCUCAUCUUCAACGUCCAGUUCUGUGAUGAGUAAGAAAUCGCAACUUCUUCACUCGCUGGUUAGCCAAGAAGUGAAACAGCAGCAGAAACAACAGAACGAAUCGUAUCUUGGCAGUCGUAACUUCAAUCGCAGCGUCAGCGUGACCAGUAGUGCCAGCAGUGCAAGCAGCACCAGUGAGUCCAGGAAGAAAACCAUGACCGCUCAGAGGGGUCUUUCAGUGGAAGGUACUUUGUUGGAGGAGGGAGAGGCCAAGGAAGCUUCUCCUCAAGAAAUGAGGUUCGAACAGAAGAGGGUGACUUCUUCGUCCAAGUUGAAGUUACUGACAGAUGGUUUCAAAUCUGAGAAGUCUGCAUCCAAUAACAAAGAAUUGAAAAGACUUCAAACCGGAGAUAUGAACUACGAAGAAAAACUCGCUUCCUCUGCUGUUAAAGCUCACAUAGAAGCCGAAGGAUUUUCUGCCGAAAAGGCAACAGCUAUGCGACAGGAACAGAGACAUCUGAAAACUGAAGAUACAGUCCAGCAACAAGAAAGAACCGCGAUGUCCUCUGCAGUAAAGCUUAAAACUGACGAGUUUACCGCAGAAAAGAUUGCCAUGGCAAAGCAGGAAGAAUGUCAAGUCAUCUCUCAAGCUUCCAUCCAGCAACAAAGAAACGUAUCAUCUACGUCCAAGCUAACUUUUACUAGUAAAAACAUGAAGUCUUCAACUGCUAUUAGUCAAAACAAGCAGCAAAUAGAGUUUGGGGGGAUAACAUCUUCUGUUAAUAUGAGCCCCAUCGUCACGUUCCCCGACGAAGGAGGACCGUUUCAGGUAAAUGACUCUUCCUCAAAUCUUGCUCUCACCCAGGGUCUUGAAAAGGAUAUCGAGAUUCUUAACUCGCCAGCACCGUCUUCGGAAAUUGAGAAGGCGAUGGCCAGGUUUGGCUCGCGCAUGAGCACCUGCGUUGAAAGAUUGAAAACUGCUUCGGACGAAGAAGCCUUGCAGCUCUUAACCAAGAUGAACGAUAUGAUUCGUAAAGCCUGGGCUGUUCCAACAAACGGCUACGAUCUUGGGUUUAACUUGUGCAAUAUCCUCAGGAAUAACGGCGGCAUGGAUAUCCUGAUUAGCAACUGUUCUUGUAGUAACGACGAACUCCAGUUCGCUAGUGCUCGUCUUCUGGAACAGUGCCUGUCCACCGAGAACCGAGGAUACGUGGUGGAGAACGGUCUGGACAGCGUCGUCUCCGUGGCUUACUCCUGCAGCAUUAGAAACUCGGUUGUUCAUUCCCGCAUCGGAACGGGAAUCCUCGAACACCUCUUUAAGCACUCCGAGACCACGUGUAGUGACGUCAUAAGGAUGGGGGGCUUGAAAGCCAUCUUGUACGACUGUAGAAAUACGGAUGUCGAAACUCUCCGUCACUGUGCCACUGCAUUAGCGAACUUAUCUUUAUAUGGUGGAUCCGAGAACCAGGAAGCUAUGAUCAAACAUAAAGUCCCCGUCUGGUUGUUCCCCUUGGCAUUCAACAAUGAUGACAAUAUCAAGUACUAUGCCUGUUUGGCUAUUGCCGCUUUGGUGGCCAACAAAGAAAUCGAAGCCGCAGUGUUACGAUCCGGAACACUGGAUCUUGUUGAACCUUUUGUGUCCAGUCAUAAUCCCGAAGAGUUUGCAAACAGCACAGUGUCUCAUGUCCACGGGCAGUCCAAAAACUGGCUCCUCCGGCUGGUUCCUGUCCUGGACAGCAAGAGAGAGGAAGCUAGAAGUCUGGCAGCCUUCCACUUCGCCAUGGAAGCUGGGAUUAAAAAACGACAAGGAAACACAGCGAUAUUUCGUGAAAUCGGGGCUAUUGAGGCACUGAAAAAGGUCGCCAGUUCCCCCAAUGCCAUCGCUUCGAAAUAUGCUGCUCAAGCUUUGCAACUGAUUGGAGAAGAGGUUCCCCACAAGCUGUCCCAGCAAGUCCCCCUGUGGACUGUCGAAGACGUCCGAGAGUGGGUAAAACAGAUUAGCUUCUCCCAGUACUGCAACGAAUUUGCUAAUAGUCGAGUAGACGGCGAUCUUCUGCUUCAGUUGACAGAAGAAAUGCUCAAGGAAGACAUUGGAAUUAAGAAUGGAAUUCUCCGAAAAAGGUAA
This is a messenger RNA of Limulus polyphemus (Atlantic horseshoe crab), 3152 nucleotides long. Its product is annotated as sterile alpha and TIR motif-containing protein 1-like. Gene Ontology annotation, biological process: negative regulation of MyD88-independent toll-like receptor signaling pathway; response to axon injury. The transcript has 4 exons. NCBI's taxonomy places the organism in Eukaryota, Metazoa, Arthropoda, Merostomata, Xiphosura, Limulidae. The coding region runs from base 735 to 3152 and encodes 805 amino acids. Gene Ontology annotation, molecular function: NAD+ nucleosidase activity; signaling adaptor activity; protein binding. The record is from RefSeq and is a predicted model, not a curated record. Gene Ontology annotation, cellular component: dendrite.